AUGGUAGAAAUAGCACCAGAAAACGAAAACUCUUUUUCUAGUCGCGUUUUUAUACAUGACUACCCAAACAAUUCAAGAAUUGAAGCGCGUUAUAUAUCAAAUGGUCGAUUAUACAUUUCAUAUUACAAUAUUAUUGCAGUGGGGAAUUAUCCUUCCAUACAAAGACUGACUAAAAAAUACCAAAAUAGUACUUUUCAAUAUCCGAUACCAAAUGAUUACAUUGUUGAAACAGAGUUGUUCGAAUGGAGUCUUAAGUGUGAAACCAAAUAUAUCACAGAUUCAAAAGUAUGCUAUACUAUAAAUUGGAAGGAAGGACGUGUAGAUUGGAAUAUUAGUAGCACAAAAUCCUCUACGGCAGUUACUAAUUUGUUUUUACAGAAAAUCAAUCAGAAUCGAUCAACUAAACUUUCUGGUCCUUGUUUAUUUGGUUUUGAUAUUGAACCAUUAUAUAAUUUUCGUUUACAAAUUGGUUUACAACCUGUAAUAAAGGACAAUAAUAGGCGUAAAAGGCCACUUGAAAAGAUUUCUUCACGAUCACAACAAAACAAAAGACUGAAUAGCUUCGGAAGAGAUGUGCAGAAAGCAAUUGAUGAACUAAUUAUCAAACAUAAAUUGACAAACUUAUCUGGAGAACCAAUUGUCCAUUUAUGUUAUAUUGAACUUGAUUAUAAAGAAGACCAGCAGGCUUAUAUUAAAUUCAAAAAUCCAAAUAAUUCUUCUGCAAUUCAAACAAGAGUUGAUGCUAUUGUACGUAUUUGUGAUGAAGCAGUCUUAGGUCGUGAUGGAUAUAGAAAUUUAGCUGCAGUUGUUCCAACUCUUUUUCGUGAAUAUUUGAUUGCUAAUCGUCAAAAUGAAAUGAACGAACUUAUGAAUAUGCAAAUUCAUAUAGGAAUUUUUAAUAUAGAUAACGAAAUUAAUAAUCAAUCUAAUAUUGAUAAUAAUAUUAAUAAUAAUGUUAAUGAUAUUUUAGUAGAUGAUCAUGAAAUAGAAAAUGGUGCAUUUCGUUCUAUUUUAGAUAUACUUAAAAUAUUAAUACCCAUUUGGAAAGCAGGACAAAAUCCUGUAAUAUUUCCAGGAGAUACUCUUUAUAUCAAAAUAGGUGGUGAUGGCAGAAAUGUGGGAAGACGUCAGAAUCAUGUAAUGAUCACAUUCUGUUUAUUAAACGAAAAAAAAGAGGUUUUAAAACCUGAUCAUCAAUAUUGUAUUUGCCUUUAUAUUGGUCAUGAAAAUUAUAAAGAUUUAGCAAAAGUUGACCAAUUAUUUCAAGAUCAAUUAUUUGAUUUGAAAAAUAGUGGAAUUAUCGAUCAGGAUGGUGUUAAUUGGCCAGUUGAGCUCUUUUUCUGUGGAGAUUGGAAAUUUAUGUACAUAAUUAUGGGUACAAAUGCGCAAAACUCAAAGUAUUUUUAUUUGUAUUGCAAUUGUAAAGCAUCAUUGCGAUGGGAUAUGAAUAAAAUAUGGAAUAAUACAGAAAAUACAAGAUGUGAAAGGAAAUCUCCUUUAUUUCCUGCAAUUAAUCAGAAAAAUUAUAUACCAGAUGAAUUACAUCUUUUUUUAAGAAUUUCAGAUGUCUUAAUGGAGUGCUUAUUUGCUGAUCUAAUUAAAAAAAAGGAAUUUCAAAAGCAAAUUAAGCCAGCAGUUGAAUUAGCAUUUAAAAAUAUUAAAGUUCAUUUUAAAUUUUUUCAAUCUGGAAAAAAUUGGAAUUGGACUUCUCUAAUGGGACCAGAUAAAAAAAAAACGUUAAAAGAGUUUUCAGUAUCACAAUUUAUUCCAGAUAUUCGUGGAGAAGAUAUAGAAAAAUUAUGGCGAGAGUUUUAUCGAUUAUAUACAAUUUUACACAAAGAAUAUCUUUCAGAUCAAGAAAUUGAUCAAUUUGAAAUCGAUACUCAAAAUUGGAUCUGCACGUUUUAUCGUCCAACUCAAGGUCACAUGAAUAGUGGUACACAAAUUCCUGAUUUAUAUCGAAAAGAUGAUGUUACUCCAUAUAUGCAUGUUUUUGCAAAACAUGUACCCCAAUUUAUGCGUCAAUUAAAAGAAAUUGGCCUUUCUUUACAAACUUUUUCUACUUCAAGUAUAGAAAAAAAAAAUCACAAUCAUGUCUGUUUAUUUUUUGGAGGUACUACUAUGGGUGGGGGAACUGAUGGAAAAUCAGUAGUAUACAAUAUAAUGUCUUUUGAAAAUCACCAAUUAUUUUACCUAAUUAACAAUACUCCUAAAAAGAUUAUCGCUAGAAACAUUGAUGUCAAUAAUAAGGAAAGCUAAUUAAUAAUUAUAUUUUAUUAU
Messenger RNA from Rhizophagus irregularis DAOM 181602=DAOM 197198, 2280 nucleotides. RefSeq lists its product as uncharacterized. The record is from RefSeq and is a predicted model, not a curated record. Lineage: Eukaryota; Fungi; Glomeromycota; Glomeromycetes; Glomerales; Glomeraceae.